Molecule: messenger RNA, 2715 nt
Organism: Anopheles stephensi (Asian malaria mosquito)
Lineage: Eukaryota; Metazoa; Arthropoda; Insecta; Diptera; Culicidae
Product: ATP-dependent RNA helicase dbp2-like
Exons: 4
Coding region: 139-2265 (708 amino acids)
Cellular component (GO): nucleus; ribonucleoprotein complex; cytoplasm
Molecular function (GO): ATP binding; RNA binding; RNA helicase activity
Source: RefSeq, a predicted model, not a curated record
GUUUAAACGUCAUCGAGUUGUGGACAAAACAAAAGAUUUUCAACACUGUACGCCAUCUUGCCCCGAAUAGCCAGCUGUGCUUGGAUUUUAAUAUUUCGUAAUCAUACUGUGGUUUUGGCGUGAAAUUAAGCGUUUAAAAUGAUUCGCCGUGGAGGUCGAGACAGCCGUAGCGCUGAAAGAAUUGGCCGCAGUUUUGAAACGGGCACUUCCAGCUUGAUGCGUCGCAACGACCGCAAUGGUGGCCGGGUGGAGAAGCGCUUCGAUCGCAUGGAGCGGAAUGGCGAAAACUUGCGUAGCAUCCGCUGGGAUCAGGUAAAGUUGGAAGCGUUUCAGAAAAAUUUCUUCCAACCCGCUAGCAGCGUCCUGAACCGUUCGCGGGCCGAGGUGAACCAGUACCUGGACAAGAACGAGAUUACCGUGUACGGAAAGAAUGUGCCUGCCCCGAUUCUUCACUUUCACGAGAGCGGCUUUCCCCAGUACAUGCUGGACGAGUUUCAGCGGCAGGCUUUCAAGGAACCGACCUUCAUUCAGGCGGUCGGUUGGUCGAUUGCGAUGAGCGGGCGCGAUAUGGUCGGUAUCGCCAAGACGGGCAGUGGCAAAACGCUAGCGUACAUUUUGCCCGCCUUGGUGCACAUCAGCAACCAGCCGCGAAUCGCACGGGGCGAUGGCCCGAUUGCGCUCGUGCUGGCUCCGACGCGUGAGCUGGCGCAACAGAUCAAGCAGGUUUGCGAUGACUUUGGACGGCGCAUGGGUAUCUACAAUACGUGCGUGUUUGGCGGAGCCUCCAAAUAUCCGCAGGAAAGUGAUCUUCGCCGUGGGGUGGAGAUCGUGAUUGCUACGCCGGGCCGGUUGAUUGAUUUUCUUGAGCGCGAAACCACAAACUUGCGGCGCUGCACGUAUCUCGUGCUGGACGAGGCCGACCGUAUGCUGGACAUGGGCUUCGAACCGCAAAUUCGUAAAAUUAUUUCGCAAAUUCGUCCCGACCGUCAGGUGUUGAUGUGGUCUGCGACGUGGCCGAAAGAGAUUCGCAAACUGGCGGAAGAGUUUUUGCGCGACUACAUUCAAAUCAACAUCGGCUCGCUGAACCUGGCCGCGAACGAAAACAUCCUGCAGAUAAUAGACUGCUGCGAGGAGUACGAGAAGGAGAACCGUUUGUUUAAGCUGUUGGAGCAGAUAUCCUCGCAGAACGAUGGCAAGACGAUCAUCUUCGUCGAAACGAAGCGCAAGGUGGACAAGAUUGUGAACGUUAUCCGUCGGCAGGGUUGGCGAGCGGACGGGAUUCACGGCGACAAGUCGCAAAAGGAUCGCGAUUACGUACUGAACACAUUCCGUCGCUCGACCAAUGGCAUCCUGGUAGCCACCGAUGUGGCCUCGCGCGGUCUAGACGUGGACGACGUUAAGUUCGUUAUCAAUUUCGACUUUCCGAACAACACCGAGGAUUACGUGCAUCGUAUUGGCAGAACGGGACGCUCAACUAACAAAGGAACAUCGUACACGUUCUUUACACCGGCCAAUUCGUCCAAAGCGCCGGAUCUUAUCUCCGUGCUGCAGGAUGCCAACCAGUACAUCAAUCCGGAGCUGCAAGAGUAUGCACGAGGCAGCGGUCGCUAUCGUAGUGGUGGUGGUGGUGGGCGCUACCGUGGCAACAUGAGCGGGGGCCGCGACCAUGGUAUGGGGCAACGCAAUGGAAGAAUGGGAGGUGGUGGCGGUCGGUUCGGUGAUUCCCGGAUGGGACGCGAUGAUGGAGGCUAUCGGAACGGCAAUGAUGAUCGCAGUGCCAUGUAUCCUCGGCGGGAUGAUUACAACCGUGAUCAUCGCGAUGGUGGGUCACGCUCUGGAGGUGGCUAUACCUCGAGCGGUGGAUCUCGUGGCGCUGCCAACGGUAUAGGUAUGAAUGGUUAUGGGGCUGGCAGCACGGCAGCUCCGUACGGUACGGACGAUCGUAAUUACGGUGGACACUAUGGCGGCCAACCACAUGCGGCAGCCUACGCAGGUAGUGGAUACGGGGUGCAAGGAUCCGUUCCACGUCGUUCCGAUACGGAUCGUUCGCGCGCAUCAGCCGGUGCUCCGGCCGCCAUCGGAUUGGCUGCAACCCCCACGAUGCCCAGCGCAAUCGCUUAUGCUCAUCCCGCAAUGGCCCUCGGCGCUCCGUAUGGCGCCGGGGUGGGAUUUCAGUUUACUGCCCCACCACCAGCACCGAUGGGCCGUUCCGACGGAUAUACGGCACGAGGAGUAAUGCCUCCGAUGGCGUCGGGUGGUAUGUAAAGAGCGGAUCGGCAAAUGACUGGCAUCCACAAACAUUCUAGAGUAGUAGCGAGCGCACCUACAUCUCUACCAUCUUCUUCGGGCCGAAUGAUGGCACGCAGGCUAAUGUUUGUAUAGACGUAGUCGGAGCACCGCCAGGGUGAUGUGUGGGAUGAGUACAUGUAUAUCAACAAAACCUCAUAAAAUCGUGACAAUUUGUUUCGGCUGUAUUAUAAUUUAAAAUUUGAUUACGAUAAUUGAUAAUUGAUUGAAUUGAUGAAUCCUUUUUACAUACAUUAACCCCCAGUGUUUAAGCACACUUUUUUUGAAAAGCGAUUGCGAAGAGGAGCGUCGAAGAGCACGUUUAGUUGUAUCUCAUGAAUUUAAUUUGAACUAAUAUUUAUAAGCAUAAACAUUAUCAAUUCCUGGAAGAAUAUAAAUAAAUGACAUUCGAUUAGUUUUAAUAUUUAA